AUGUCGAAAGGCCUUAGUGAUGCCGAAUUAGAACGGCUAUUAUAUGCAGACUCCGAUGAUGAAAUAGGGGAAUUUGACGUAAUUUUGUCUGACGAUGAGGAAAGUGGCGGGGAACCAGAAAUAAAUGACGAGGAGUCGGAUCUUAUUGAAUGCGAGAGUGACAGUCAAGGCACAUCUGUGGAGCAGGAACAGCAAGAGUCUAUGGACGGUGGAAAUCUAUUUUAUAAAUCUAAAUAUGGUACCCAGUGGUCAAAAGUUCCCUAUCCUCAGACACGCAGAGGAGCUAAAGAUAUAAUAAAGAAUAAACAAGGUAUUACUCCGUAUAGUUCAAAUUUUACCACUGAAAUUGAAGCUUUUUUACUGUUCAUGUCAGACAAUAUAUUGAAUAUAUUAGUAGUUCAAACGAAUAGAAAAGCUGAAGAGGUAAUAAGACAAUGGAAUGAAAAAUAUCCACAUAAAUUGCAACGAACUUGGCAGCUUACCGAUUCUAUGGAAAUCAAGGCGUACCUAGGAAUCCUGCUGAUCCAAGGAGCGCUCCAAGCAACCAAGGAGCCGCAAAAAAUUUUAUGGUGUACAGAUAAGAAAUAUGUCAGGCGUAAGAUAAACGAUAAAUUGGCGCCAAUUAGAGUUUUUGAUUUGUUUGUUCAGAAUUGUAUCAUGGCCUAUUCACCUGGGUCACAUGUUACUAUAGAUGAGCAACUUGGUUCCUUCAGAGGGAGAUGUCCUUUUCGAAUUUACAUGAAAAGUAAGCCCGAUAAAUAUGGACUUAAAAUUUGGGCAAUGGCGGAUAGUAAAAAUUCGUACAGUAUAAAUUUACAGGGUGAGAGAGUGGUUCUGGAUCUUGUUGAUCCCCUUGGCACUGUAUAUGGAGUAACCACUGAUAAUUUCUUUACAAGUCUACCACUGGCAGAUAAGCUUGCUGAAAAAAAACUUAGCCUGUGUGGAACCCUCAGAAAAAAUAAGUCAUACAUUCCAAACGAGUUGCAACCCAAAUUAUUUAGGCCUGAAUUUUCUAGUAUGUUUGCAUUCACAAAAGAACAUACUAUUGUGUCUUAUACACCUAGGAAAGGCAAAGCAGUUAUUUUAUUGUCUACGGAACAUCAUGAUGAUACUGUUGCAGAUGAAAAAUAUAAGAUUAAUCCUCAUAUUAUACUUCAUUAUAAUGAUACAAAGGGUGCUGUAGAUACCACAGAUAAAAUGGUAAAGCAAUACUCUGCUCGCAGAAUUUACAAUCGAUGGCCAAUGGCAAUUUUUGGCCAAUUAUUAGAUAUUGCGGCACUAAACUCUUUUAUUUUAUGGGACAUCAAGUAUCCAAAAAUCAAAAAAUCUAAGGACGACCGACGAUAUUUUUUGCUUCAGUUAGGAGAAUCUUUGGUAAAAGAAUAUAUUGUACGAAGAUAUAAUAACUCAGGACGCUUGAGCAAGACGCUAAGGCAGUAUAUGCGCGAUGUUGUUCCAGACUUGGCGUCUCCUCCAGUUGAAAACCAAAAUGAAAGACUUGUGAAAAGUGGACGUUGUUAUCUCUGUGAUCGAAAUAGAGAUCGCAAAUCUAGACAACUUUGCAAGGAGUGUCAAAAUUUCGUAUGCGCGGAACACCAUGUAAAAGAAGUGAACAAAAACGCUUCUUUAUGCUCCAUAUUAGAAGACGACUACGCCCAAUAUGAACGCAAAUAUGAUUCCUAA
Molecule: messenger RNA, 1683 nt
Organism: Anthonomus grandis grandis
Lineage: Eukaryota; Metazoa; Arthropoda; Insecta; Coleoptera; Curculionidae
Exons: 4
Coding region: 1-1683 (560 amino acids)
Source: RefSeq, a predicted model, not a curated record